Radiomyces spectabilis is the source of this 523-nucleotide messenger RNA. RefSeq lists its product as uncharacterized. Lineage: Eukaryota; Fungi; Mucoromycota; Mucoromycetes; Mucorales; Radiomycetaceae. The coding region runs from base 95 to 346 and encodes 83 amino acids. The transcript is spliced from 3 exons. Gene Ontology annotation, molecular function: nucleic acid binding. The record is from RefSeq and is a predicted model, not a curated record.
GAAUCUUUCGAUAAAGAAAGAAAUGUGAUCAACGAGAACAAGAAUAUCAUUUCCUUUGCGCGCUUGCGAUUGACCAAAAUGGGUCUAAAGCGAGAUGAUUCGGGUUUCCGGUGCCUAUGUGAUAACAGUAAAGUUUACAUCACCGCAAAUGGAUCCAAAAACUCCAUCGCAUUUUAUUUAUGAUGACAUAAAUGAUGUCUCUGUUUGUGGCAAAAAUGACAUCGCUGCUGCAAAUGCCAAGAAGCGACUUGCCUGGUGUUAUCAAUACCGUAACGGGAAUACGGAUGACUGGAAACGUGUUAUUUGGUCAGAUGAAACCGAGAUCAAUCCUUUCAACUCUAGUUGACGUAUUUGGCGACGGAUUCGUGAUGGUGAAAUGAAGCAAACAAGACGUGUCAAGCCAACGAACAGCCACCGCUGCAACGUUCAGGAAAAAAAGUCAGCGCAAAAAAGACAAAGGCAAAGCACCGGCGGGUGGCCAUCGGCGGCACGGUUCUCGCCUUGCCAAAACGCAACCAACAGA